Lineus longissimus is the source of this 4216-nucleotide messenger RNA. Its product is annotated as protein phosphatase 1 regulatory subunit pprA-like. The coding region runs from base 192 to 1475 and encodes 427 amino acids. The transcript has 11 exons. Gene Ontology annotation, molecular function: protein binding. The record is from RefSeq and is a predicted model, not a curated record. Lineage: Eukaryota; Metazoa; Nemertea; Pilidiophora; Heteronemertea; Lineidae.
CAAGAUCCAGGAAUCCAACGUAAACAAGACAAACUAACAAACAUGACUAACGACAUAAAUGUCAUCACGACAUGACACUGAUACUGACAGAGAGAUCAUAAUACUCUGUGCCUAAUAAUUUAAUGGCCACUGCCUAACUACCCCGCGAUAGAAGCUAGCCAGGGUCACCAGAGUACAGCACAGCAGUUAAAAUGACCACACUCCUAAAUCGGGACUUCAUCAAUAAGAAGUUGACAUGGAUUGCUUAUGUCCCAGACAAAUGGGAUGUUCCUAGGGGAAAUUACUUCCAGCUAGACUUGAAAAUGUGUCAACUUACUGCACUGAAGUACAACUUCAACUGGCAUGAUGACAGAGCCCCAGUUCCCCGCAUUGCUCAGACAGUGGAUCAACCUUCCAAAAUUCUUCAUGUUGACGUCUCGGUCAACGACCUCAUCAUACUUGACUUCGAUGCAUUAAUGCCAUUCAGACAUUUGAGGAGUUUAGAUGCAUCCCUCAAUAGAAUUGAGCACACCCUUGGCCUUGAAGUCUGCACGCAUCUACGCUUCCUGAAUCUGGCACAUAACUUCAUCCGGAAAAUUGAGGGAAUAUCAGGUUGUGUGCAACUGUAUGAAGUCCAUUUUAGCAUGAAUCAGAUAGAGAGGAUUACUAACAUGCCAACAUUAGACUUUUUGACUAUCUUAUAUCUGGACCACAACCAACUGGAUUCACUUAAUGGUAUCCAGGCCCUUCUAAACCUACAGGAACUCUACAUCCAGAAGAAUAGACUUCAAACUCUUGUCCAUCUGACGGGUUGUAUUCAGCUACAGAGUAUCAAUGCAUCAGAAAACAGGUUGUUCGAUCUGAGGGAGACCAGUGAAACACUGAGGGUUUUGAAGAAGUUAGAACAUCUAAUGUUGUUGAAAAACCCAAUAGGUGGUCAUGAUCAAUAUAAGAGAGUUAUGGUUGAAUCAACAACCAUUACCUUCCUCGAUGGAGAAAAUGUUCGUCCUCAAAAUAUUAAUAGGGAUGCAACUUUCAAGGAAAAUAUUUACAACAUUGCUGACGUGGCUCGACAGGCACAUCUGGAUAAGAUUGAGACUGAAAGAGAGAAGAUGAAAGAGGAUGUACGUCUGCUCCAGAUGAGAAUCAUAGCACGUCAAGAGGAAUUCCAUGAAUAUCAAUUAAAGCUGAAGAAAGACAUGGAGUCGAGCAUACAGCAUUUGGGUCAGCUUCCAGACACAUUUCCUAAAGUCAGGGUACUUAAACCAGACUCGAUAGAGUUUAUAGAUGAUGGUGAGAAUGUGCCACUGUAUAGAGAGUCACUCCAUGAUGAUUUCUUCCCAGGACAGGCGACUCGACAUAAACCAAGACUGGAUUAUAAAAAUAUAAAGAAUCCAGAUGAGGGGCCCAAAACUGAAAAGUUGCUGCGACAUGCCUUCAAUGAGCUGAGUCGAGGCAAGGCCAAGAAGGACAGUGUGUCAAACACAGCUCGGUGAUUCUGGAUGGAAAUAACGCAAAGUUAGCAAUAACAGACAUUUUCAAAUUUGUUUUGAAUCUCACUUCAGAAUCUUGUAAGUUUUUGCCAUGAGCAAAAUUCUUCUUUGUGGCUGCACGUUUUUCAAAGCCACUAUAUUUUUUAAAAAUUUUUAACCCUUUCGCUGCAGUUGACAUGCAUAGCAUGUCAUUUACAUGGUCCCAUGUUGUGCGGGUGACAUGCAUGGCAUGUCACGCUCUUCUAAAAUAUUUAUUCACCAGCACAUGGUCGCAACCUCAGGAUUAAUUAGUUUCAUCCUAUUAGUAUAGAUGGCGACACUUUCGAAUAGUUUCGACCGUUCAGUUAUAAAGUUAGCUCCACUGUUUAUUAUUGGUAUCGACUGUCAGUACAUGGCAGCGCUGGUAAAAAAAUGGCUGCCGCAGCGGAAGGGUUAAGUGUUCAUGUUCGGGGUCAAACAAGCGUGAAAUAAGAAGAAACUUUGUGGGAAAAAUAACUUUGUUAGAUUAAGAGAAGAAUACAAAGGUACAUGAUGGAAGACGCCAUAUUGUCACAAUCAGUUCCGACGAAAGACACUGUCCCAAAGAAAGCUAAAUUCCGUGAGAGGUAUCUGAUGCACGACUACUACAGUAAGCUGGCAAUUUUUGCGGCACACAGUUAUAGGUUAUGAAACUGGUUACAAACGUCUGAGGCUAAGGUUUAUCCGUAAUUUGAGGUGAAAUUUGAGAAGAUGAUAAAAUUUAGAUAAAGCGGGCCGUGGCGGCUGGUACGAGUGCACAGGCCCGAACCAAACAUGGUUAUAAGUGACAAGGAAAGAUGGUGCCAGAUAUGUUGAACUGUAUACCCUGAAAUAUAUGUGGCCAAUUAGGCUUAACAAAAUUGCAUGCUGAUCUACCAAGUUGUGCCUAUUAUCCAUCCUCUCCCCCUUAUUGAAUGUCAGAACAGUUCUUUCUGCAUUAUUGGUAAGUCUCUGUGGAAUUCCUUCCUUUCCCACACGUCCACAUGGCAACAACACAAACAUUUCACUUGUGGGUGUUGCAGCAGACACGCACAGGAAGUCUUCGUUGGUAGUGGAAGGCCAGGUGUUUAAUAGUUAUAAUGGUUAUUGCUUGAGCGAUUAUACAAGUAUGCUGACCUCACACAAAUGCACUGUGCCUGUUGUAAAGAAAAAGGGUACCAUCAUAAAGCGAGGUUGGCAGUAUCGCUUCAGGCUGUCAUUCAAUUACUUUGUGUCGAGCAAUUUAAUUAGCCAUUCUUGGUCCUUUGGGCUGGCGCUGAAAGGAGUCAUUGGGUCAUUGAGCCAGGGGUCAUUGCGCAUUCCUAUGGUCACUUGCACUACCCCUAGUAUCAUGUUGAGCUGAAACAUAUUUGAUUGGUCAACAAAUAACAUUUGACAUGCAAAUAAGAUGUAAAAAGUGUUUUGACACUUGGCAUAUUCAUGGCCUAUUUAAUCGGCAGAAAGAUGACUUAUCAGUCUACAUAAUCAUUUACCCUAUUAUGUGAUCACAAAUUAAUAAAACUUCAUGGACAUGGAUAAUAUAUGAGCCAAUGCUGAUAUAAAAGAUCAAUUGCCUCUGCAAGAAAAUUGCGUCAUUUAGUCGGGGCCAUGCGGGCACUCCGAGCAAAAUAGAACCGAAGAAGCACGUGUUACAAUACCCAAUUGCGCGAGCGCUGUUAACAUAUUAUUUCAAAAUCCUUUUUGAUAAUUUAUUUUCAUAUCUAAGUAUAAGGCUUCUUUAUCUGUAUUCAUCCUGAUAAUUGGACAAUUUGACAAUUAGUUGGUCGGCUACAAACGAUUUUUGGUCCUGUUGAAACAGUACUGACACGUAGUGCCCGGGUCAAAGGUCAUUGUGAGAUUCUGGCGGCGAAGAGCGAUAUGAUUGGAUAUGAUGUACACGAGUAUCCAGGGUCUAGUGGUGCAGCCAUUUUAAAUGCUUAUCAAGUAGACCCCGGAUGUAGAGGUUGGUGAAAGGAGGAGACUUUAGGAUUGAUGUUCACCACCAGUAAGUCGGUGUUACAGGUUUUAGUGCAAGGUCUGAAAUGGACAAAACGGGAAAUAAGUGUUUUAAAUCGAGGGAGACAACUCAGAUAUCACUUCUUUGACAUUUUAUUUGCAGACGCUUAAAAGACGCUUAAAAUGUGCAGUCGCAUCCAACCAGCACGUACGAACCUGUGCAUGCAUUGUUUUGAAUGUUACUGAAACCCAAUGUUUAAAUCGCGAGUGCUGCGUGUAAUUGUUUUACGGCCAAUUUGAAUUUCGCGCGCGUUAGUUUGAGAUGCGCCCUCUUUUCUGCUCCGGAGUUGUGAUGUCAGCGCUUUCGCCCUUUUUGUGUGUUUUGAGAAAUGUCCUUGCGGACCUUUCGUCUUUUUCGUGGGAGUUUCUCUCUUUCGUGCUCAUGUUUUAGGCCAAGAGCAUUUAUAAACGAGGUAAAUGAUGAUGUAUAGAUCUCCCAUGCCCCAUUUGAGUAAUCGUUGUAAGCUGUGGACCUGAGAAUUUGGGCCUGUAUUGGUCGCUGUUUGUGCUCUGUCAGGCUGUUGCGAGCGCACCUCGGUGCAUGUGUCCGUGUACGGGCAGUGCAUUGUAGGUGUACUAAUGUAUGUGGAGGACGUCUCCUGGGUGAUCUCACAGCAGCGUAUUGAUUUCUCAGUGCUAAGUGAAGACAUUUUUGUAAGACCAUUUGCAUUCUUGUAUUUUCAGAAACAAUUCAAUUUGAUGAUUCAACAACAAAGAUUUAUCAAAAGUUA